This is a messenger RNA of Oncorhynchus kisutch (coho salmon), 13309 nucleotides long. RefSeq names its product splicing factor, proline- and glutamine-rich. The coding region runs from base 169 to 2097 and encodes 642 amino acids. Gene Ontology annotation, molecular function: RNA binding. The transcript has 12 exons. The record is from RefSeq and is a predicted model, not a curated record. NCBI's taxonomy places the organism in Eukaryota, Metazoa, Chordata, Actinopteri, Salmoniformes, Salmonidae.
ACGCAUGCGCAGGUGCUAUUCCUGUCUAAAUCGGGAGAUACGUCGACGUUAUUGAAUCGCCAUUUUAGAAAGAAGGAGAGCUGUUUGGAACAACAGCAGUCAGUUAGCUACGUGCUUCAACGUUAUAGUACAUAUUUUUAUUUUAUCCAGUGAUCCUACAACGCAGAAAUGUCUCGGGACAGAUUUAACCUUAACGUUAGAGGAAAUAAUCGUGGAGUUGGAUUUCAACGCCGGGGAGGUGCUGGCCCGAUGCGAGGUGGAAUGGGUAACAUGAAUAAUUUCAGACAAAACCAACACCCUUUUCAAAGAGGGCCUCAUCCCGGUAACUUUGGAAAACCACCCAACCAGAUACCUCAGAUAACCCCUCAGAAGCCACCCGCACCAACUCUUUCCCAGCCAGGCGCUCAAGCGAUUCGGCCACCACCUACUCCUGGCCCUGCGCUAACCAUGAAGGGCCCCAUACAGCAACAGCAGGCCGCUGCCACAGUAGCUCCGGCCACCGCAGCAGCAGCAACUCCGACGGCCGCAGCAGCAGCAACUCCGAAGGCCGCAGCAGCAGCAACUCCGAUGGCCGCACCUCCCGCGGCCGCAGCAACAGCGCCUGCGGCUCAACCAAAAAUGCAGUCCCCACCUCCGAAGCCUGUUCCUCCGAAACCCGCACUUUCAUCUCCCCCACCAAACCAAAUAAAAAAAAACGCUUUCUCAUCUCCCCCACCAAACCAGAUGAAUAGGAACCAGCAAAGACCAGGACCCGGCAACGCCAAUGGGAAUGGGAAUAAAUCUGCACCCGCGAACAAAAAACCUGAACCUCAAACGCAGAAGAACACUUCAAAUGAGGCCGAGGAAGCCCACCCCCCCAAUGAGUUGAGAGCGACAUUGUCCUCGUUGCGCAGACCUGGCGAGAAGACAUACACUCAACGAUGCCGCCUUUUCAUUGGAAACCUUCCCAACGAUAUCUCAGAUGACACAUUCAAGAAGCUGUUUGCAAAGUAUGGCGAGCCCAGUGAGAUUUUCAUCAACAAAAACAAAGGCUUUGGCUUCAUACGCCUUGAAUCCCGUGCAUUGGCUGAGAUAGCUAAAGCUGAGUUGGAUGAUGUACCCAUGAAAGGCAGACCGCUUCGGGUGCGCUUUGCAACUCACUCGGCUGCACUGUCUGUGAAGAAUUUAUCACCUUUUGUUUCCAAUGAGCUACUGGAGGAGGCCUUUUCCCAGUUUGGAGUGGUGGAGAGGGCUGUGGUAAUUGUAGAUGAUCGCGGGCGCUCCACUGGCAAGGGCAUUGUCGAAUUUGCCUCUAAACCUGCUGCACGAAAGGCCCUGGAUCGUUGCAAUGAUGGAGUCUUCUUGCUCACCACGUCGCCUCGUCCAAUCGUCGUUGAGCCCCUUGAACAAUACGAUGAUGAGGAUGGUCUGCCAGAGAAACUGGCACAGAAGAACCACAACUAUCAUAAGGAGCGGGAGGAGCCUCCCAGGUUUGCCCGUCCUGGCACUUUUGAGUUUGAGUACUCUAAGCGUUGGAAGUCCCUGGAUGACAUGGAGAAGCAGCAGCGACAGCAAGUGGAGAAGAACAUCCGCGAAGCCCGUGAGAAACUGGAGGGCGAGAUGGACGAUGCUUUCCAUGUGCACCAGGCCAACAUGAUCCGCCAAGAUCUGCUGAGGCGUGAGGAGGAGCUACGACGCAUGGAGGAGAUGCACAGUGCGGAGAUGCAGAAGAGGAAAGAGAUGCAGCUCAGGCAGGAGGAGGAACGUCGCAUACGUGAGGAGGAGACGCUCCGCCAGAGGGAGAUUGAGGAGCAAAUCCGGCGCAAGCGGGAGGAGGCCUACAGAAGUGGGAACUUCAUGGACAAUAGGGAUAUGAGAUUGACUCAGGGUGGCGCCAUGGGCAUGGCUGACAAUCAAUUUGGCUCACCCAACCAGAAGUUCCCCAUGGGACUCCAAGGCAUGGGUGUACCUAACGCUGGGGGAGCCAUGAUGCCCAACGAAAUGCGCAACGAGCGGAACUUCCCUCAGGGAGGCCGGGGGGCAAUGGGUCCUAACAACCAAGGGUUUGGCAGGGUCCGUGAGGAGUUUGAUGGGCCUGCCAAGAAGCCCCGCUUUUAAAUCUUUUCAGUGUCCCUCAUAGCAGUGUUUUUGUGUAGGUUCUCUGAACAUCUUCACAUUGAGUCAUUGUUAUAUUUAAGUUGAAAGUGUUCUUGCACUUUAGCCGGAGUACUCAUUCAUUUUAUGGCAAGUUAGGUUUUUCUUUUUUUCUUUUGUAUUUGUAGUGUGAAAUUGAUGAAUUGGUCACCCUCAGUAAUCACAUAGCGCUAUCCCACCUAAUGUAUAACUUUCUUUCCAGUUGUAUCGUGCCCGUGUCGUAAAUGGUGAUAAGUGUAAACUUUUCUCACCUUUCUAUGGCUGUGUUUUGUGCCAUUUAAGAUUUGAACUAAAAACAUGUAACUUUACAAUAAAGACCUAAUUUGGUUCUUUCCAAACCUUCUUAAAGUUUAUUUUAACCCAAUUUUGAGUCGUUAUCCUAAAUAAGCCCAGCAAGAGUUGACAAGCCUUUUUCCCUAGAUGUUUAUUAUGUUGGGCGCCGGGGGUGAACAGCAACUUUAUAAUGUAAAUGAUCACCAUGUGAACUAAAUGGAACAACAUAUGCAUACUGGACAGUAUUGAUUAAGAAAGUUGACAUUUUAGAGCACAAUUAGGUCUAGUAGAAAUUGUACUUUUGGGGCCCUAUUUUGACAAUGAAAAUGAGCAGUGCUGGUGUCAAACGCGAUUAAUGCUACUAGAAUAGUUUGUUUAUAAAAAUACCAGAUUUUUAAAAUUCCCUUUGACUUUUACGACUUAAAUUAAUGAUUGUUUUAAAAGUAUAAUUUUUGUCUAGCUCUAAAUGAAGUGUUAUGGUUUUUGACAACUGUUCUGCUUUCUUUGCGUUGACAAAAAGGUAGUAUGUUUGGCUCGUGUAUUGUUCCCAAGUCGGCUACAUAUUAUUGAACAGAGGUUGAAAGUCCUCUUAGACCACAUUUAACAUCUCAAAGCAUUCAUCCACUGUCUCUUGAUAUUGCAUCAUUCAAUCUGUUUAAUUGGAAUGUAUAUCAUACACGAAUGUAUGAAAACGAUUUAAGAAUGUUACCCUAAAUAAUUCCAGUUUCAGCCACUGUCUGACAGAUGUUCUUAGGUCAUAAUUCAAAUGGCCAUGUUAUUAUGAGAAACAGGAACUGUGAGAGAAGUGGUACCCUUCAAGCUACCGUAGAACUUUUCAGCCUUCCACUUUGUCCAUUUUAUUUAUGGCUCCUUCGCUGAAUUUCUUUAGUGUCUUUCAUAGCCUAAGUACUGAUAAACCAACAGGGAUGUGAACUGAUUCAUUCCAGUGACUAUAGUCACUUUGAAGUUUCACAUUAACAGAUUGUUACAGCUAGGUCUGAAACAUCAUUAAAGGGAUAGCUUGGGGUUUUAGCAAUGAAGACCUUUAUCAUAUUCCCCAGGGUCUGAUUAAUUUCUGCCUACCAUUUUACUUCCAUUAAGAAUAAAGUUAGAGGUAGUUUUGUGAGCCAGUGCUAACUAGUGCUAGCUUAGUGCAAAGACGAAUUCUUGAGGAUGCUAGCUGUACCUGUACUUCCAGUCCUUGCGCUAAGCUAGUUAGCAUUUCCUCCCAAAAUGACCUCUUAUACUGGACGCAGAGACUAACUUGUGACCACCAUUUUACGUCUCACUGGGGAAGUAUAUAAAGAGCUUCAUUGCUAAAACCCCAAGCUAUCCCUUUUAGGAUUAGGGCACAUUGUUUAAAAACUGUCAACAUUAUCUUUCACGCAUUUAUGAAGAUUUAUGUUGAGAUAUGAAAACACCAGCCCCUUGCAAUACAUUUUCUUGAUUUUUAAGACUGCUCGAUUAGACUUCUAAAUCUGUGAGACUUAAGACACAGCACACCAAAGGGUAGAUAUGUCAGCGAUGUAAGCAACAACAAAAAAAAGAUAUAUAAUUACAAAGAAAGCUACAGAGAAUGGAGAACAUUGUCCGUGUAGUUACAUUUUUAUUUAUUGAAGAUCAAACUUGUGCUCCUACGAGAUGUUUAAAAAUAAUCUCAUCCAUAUUUUUUACAUCGCUGUUGAAAUUGCACUAGUCACUAUGUACUUGAACUCAAUAGGCUCUUAGAAUUUUGUCAAUUUCAAACAAUUACAGCACAAAGAUUGAUUGUGGUUGUGCUCAAUGUUACUCAAAUGACUACAAACAGUUUAUCAAAACAGUUGUCUAAACAAAUCUGAUUGGAUACCUUAACACAAGUAAUGUAUACCAUAAAACAUUCAAUGUUAUUCCUGUAUGUUUGUUUUGUGUACAUUUCUUCUUUGACAGGUUUGGCCACUUUAAAGGUUGCAGUGUGUAAGGAGACAUUUCUAAAACAAGAAGUCCUAGGCCUAACUGAGUUGCACUUAAUACAGUUUACUCCCGUGACUUGUCUUACACAGACCAACCUGAUGAAGAGUCUUGCCUUAGUGAAGAGUUUUCAGCAGUUUUCAGUAAUGUAACAGGGAUUCCAGUUGGUGAAAUGGUUGUUUGAUUAACAGAACAGUAAAUAGCAACCCCCUGUGACUGAAAUCGGAACUGACACCCCAUCUAAAAUUCUAACUGGGUGUUGUCAACGUGUCUAGGUGAUUUGGAAUACAAUGAAUGAAGCCAGUUUGCCAGAAUGGCUGACUAACAAGAAGACUGGAUCUGGCUGUGUUUCAUAGGGUGUAUGUUUCUAGGUGAACUUUUAGUCAGCUCUUCCUGGACUACUCACCAUGUUGGUCAACUUGCUAUAGUAAUGUUGACCUACAGUCAACUCGGUGGGAUGUAGGCCUAGAAGUAACAAUGUACUGGGAAAGAAAGAUCAGACUCAUUUUAAAAUAAAAUUUCAACUCAAUCUGUGGUGAUCUUAUGUUAACAAAGGCAAUGACCACAGUUGCUUUGGGCUGUUUUUACAGGCAGCCCAAUUCUGAUAUUUUCCCCACUAAUUGCUCUUUCGACCAAUCACAUCAGAUCUUUUCAGAGCUGAUCUGAUUGGUCAGAAGACUAAUUAGUGGGUGAUAAAGUUUAAGAAUUGGGCUGCCUGCCUAAACUCAGCCAUGUCAUACUGUUUGCAGAUGGAAUCACAGAUCAGGACACAAACUAAUGGUUAAAAUAAAUGUAGCUAGCUUUGUUUAUGCACCUGUAGUGGGAAUGUAGAUCACCCCUUAGUUAGUUUUAUAUAUAUAUUUGUUGUCCUGGCUUUAUAUGGAUUAUUGAAGUACUCUGAAAUAGUUGCCAGACUUGUAUAACCGAUGGAAGUCUAUAGUAGAACUUCCCCUUAUUCCCCGUCACCAUUCAGCAGACUGAGGAGACCUGCGUACCUAUAAGGAGUGAGAAGCUUGUCUUUGUCAAGUGUCUUGAGUGCAUGGGCGUGCAGUAGCUGUGCAAUAAAAUCCAACAGCCAGCCUGCCCCAUUCCACAGUAGAGGCUCCAAGUAAAGGCUCCGGCAGUUGGUUACGUUGAGGAUGAGUAGUUCUGCAGAAGUCAGUGGACAGUAGAGCCUGGACUUGUGUGCAGCGAGAGGUAUGCUUACAGAGCCACUGAAAAGGUAAGUGUUCCUGUUCAUGAUUUGUUUAAAUGCCAAACAUGUACUGCUCUAACUUCCUCUGUCACCUGACGUGAUGUGACAGUACAGGGGUUCUGGCAUCACACUUCUGAAAAAUGGAAUCACAGUGCAGUACUCAUUCCUCCCUCCGUAUGUGAACGUGUGGCAAUGUGUUUUUAGCCUGUGCAUUAUCUGGUAUUUUUCCUUCAUUUCUGACUGAAGCUGGUCUCUGUAUGAAACAAACUGUAUAUGGACUGCUGUGUCACUGGCUCAACAAAUAGUGUGUGAUACCCACAACUUGACUUUGGUUCAAUCAACACAACUCCUUUUGUUGAGACUUCUUUCAAGCUGUAAUGACAAGUGCAAUGGGGGGGGGGGUGUUACUGGCAAUAGUUUUUUUGACAUUGAAUUAUCUGGUUCCUUGGCCCUGUAGAAGGGAAUUUUGGUUGUUGGUGGGGAUCUUUAUUGUUGAUCUUCACCUCCUGUUUAAUCAAGUAAUAGAGGAAGCAAUUUGUGAAGCUUGUCCAAUGUUUGCCUAAUAUUAUAACAUAAUUUAUUUUGCCUUUAUUGCAAACCUUCGUAAAUCAUGUAGACCAAGGCCAAAAUGUAGCCGCUAAGGUGUAUCGUAGUACUCGAGCACAGGACUCUGACUCAAGUCGGACUAGUUAUUUUCAAUACAGAAACGAUAGCUCGACUCAAGCAAUAUUCAGCACUAGACUUUUUGUGUGUGUGUCGAGGGAUGUGAGAAUCAAGUGGACUGGCUUUUUUUGGACGUCUACAGUGCAACACUGGCAAGUGAUAUUUGCCCAGUCGAUUCAAUGUUACGGCAAAGAAACUCCUUAAAGACCCCUAACAAGUAAUUGUCAAUGUAUUUUAUCAGCGCUUCAGACUUGCUAUGUCCGAAUACCCAUACUAGCGUACUAUGUGCUUAAACUGCAUACUAUUUAGCACGUACCUUUUAGUAAUAAGUAUGCCACAGUCGCAACGCAAUAGUGGCUCGUGACUGGCUGAGUAGGUGGGACGGGGCCGAGUGCGGGUGGGUUUUUCCAGCCUGAUAAUAGCACAUUUUUGAUACAUUUCUCAUCUCUGAAUAGGAAUGGCGUAAUAUGCCUACUCAGGAUGGUUAUAGGCAGACUACCACAUUCAACCUAUACUAUAAGCCUAUACCAUAAGUCUUAACAUAUUUUAUAGUGAAACCAAAGGGCUGUGAGAUCUAUAUACAUGCAACAAUUUAAAUGAUUUUACUGAUGACAUUUCAUAUAAGGAAAUAUUCUAUUGAAAUUCAUUCAGCAAUAAUCUAUGGAUUUCACAUGACUGGGCAGGGGUGCAGCCAUGGGUGGCCCUGGGAGGACAUAGACCCACACACUGGGGAGCCAGUCCCAGCCAAUGCCCCCCUAAAAAAUAAGCCCCCAACAAAAGGGCUUAUUACAGAGAAAUACUCCUGAGUUUUCUGCUCUCCGUGUGGCUGGUCUUAAACAAUCCUGCAUUCGAAGCCAGAUGUGGAGGUCCUGGGCUGGUGUGGUUACACAUGGUCUGCGGUUGUGAGGCCGGUUGGACGUACUGCAAAUUUUUGACAACUACUUUGGAGGCAGUUUUUAUGGUAAAGAAAUGAACAUUAAAUUCUCUGGUGGACAUCCCUGCCGUCAUCAGCAUGCCAAUUGCACACUCCCUCAAGACUUGUGACAUAUGAUAACUGCAGAUUAUAUCGGGUGUACCCGUGUAAGGAUCAUGCUGUUUAAUCAUCUUGAUAUCCCACACCUGUCAGGUGGAUGGAUUAUCUUGGCAAAGGAUAAAUGCUCACUAACAAGGAUGUAAACACAUCUGUGCACAAAAUACUCAAACUUUAAGGAGAACAGAAACGGCUUUGCCUACAUUUGAACACUGAGUCUUCCCAAUUUAAGUAGCCUAGUUUUGUUUGACUACUUGACAAGAACUAGAGCCCAUCUCUCGCAGUCCCCCUGUUUCAUUGCAUUCUGGAAGUGUGCAUUGAAUUCGACUAGAUGAAGGGCAGAAAAUGAGCGUAGUGUCCUGGCAUUUAAACAAUACUUGAAAAUGAACACGCUGUAACAUAUUUUUGCGUACUGGUAAUGCGACAUGUGAGAUUGCGUUUGCUAUUUGUUUAUUUUCGGUAGCUCAUUCACAUCUAAUUGAUCAGUUAAUGUCAAAGCCAAAAUGAGUAUGACACCCUGGAUUUAAAGUGCUCGAUUUUCGAAAUGUUACAUACUAUUAAACUUUAUUUUUCUGCGUACUCAUGCGGCCUACUGUUUAGGAUGAAAGUAUAUUCGGUCAUGUGGAGCAGUGAAUUGUACUUGUAUUUGGGCUCUUUCAGUCCUCUUACCUGCCUGUCUUGUCACAUACAAGUAGCCAAGUUUUUUUGGGGGGGGGGGGGGUGUAUGUGAUCGGCAACCUCAAGUCCAGAUUUUCUUGGUUGUGUGGUUCAUCAUUAUGGGUUCUUAAACUUUUUCAGUUGCUCCCCUAGGUCAUUUAGGAAGGUUUUAGUUUGACUUUUGUUACACCCAGCUUUCAUUUAUUUACUCUGAGAUUGUAAUGGAAAUGGCAAACAUGAGCUUUUUAUUUUAUACUUGACAACUGGGUAGGCUGGGAACAGCCUCUACUUUUGUAGAAUGUGACUUUGGUGUAUUGCUAAGAUCAACUAGAACGUGUCAUUUUCAAGCUUUAAUCCACUGGGCUAUUCUUGGGCCGUUGGACAGUUGUGGGACUGGGUUUGGGUCUAUCUGGGUCAUUCACAGCCUAGCUAUUCAUAAAGAGCACUUGGUCACUUCACUUAAUACUAUAGUGUGGCAACUACCAUACACAAGAGGGCACUGUCUCUUUCUCUCUCCUGUACUUUGGAAAGACCUGUGACUCUGUCCAAAAAUGGCAGCCUGUCCCCCCCCCCCCCACCCUCGUGUAUUUUAGGGCUGACCCCAUUUAGUCGAUUGUUUGGUCGAUAGACAAUGUAUGUUGACCGAGAUUUCUUUGGUUGAGCAGCAGCAACAAAAAAUAAGUUAAUGGUGUACAAGACACCUGUCUGGUUCGUGCCUGUCUAAGUGGACAAAUCCAUUAUGGAAGCCCUGUGGGGAUGGCCCAGUCCAUCACUCUCAGACAUGUUCUACUGAAAUUGUGUACUGUUAAGGACAAUGGUGCAGCACUAAAAUUAGAUUUUUUUACUUGCGCUUUCUCCCUCGUUUGCAAGCGGUCGCUGUCAGCGCUUUUGAAAUAUCAGUCCUCCAUUUUAUUUAAAUUAUUUCACCUUUUUAUUUAACCAGAUAGGCCAGUUGAGAACAAGUUCUCAUUUGCAACUGCAACCUGGCGAAGAUAAAGCAAAGUGGUGCGACACACAAACAAGUUACACAUGGAAUAAACAAACGUACAGUCAAUAACACAACAAAGUCUAUAUACGGUGUGUGCAAAUGUUGAAUUGCCGCCUUUUCCCAGACCAUGUUGCUAUGUGCAUAAUAGAAAUGUUAAACGCAUUGGUGUUGAGAGAAAUGCAGCGGAGGCAGCAGCGGAGUUAAGUGACACAACAGCCCUUGCCAUAAUUGACUAGGAAAAGUGAGAGGAAAUCCCAACUUAAAUAGGUAUUUAAUCAAUGGCCUAAAUGUGCUAUAUAUAAAUUCUCUAAGCGGCCUCAAACGGUAGUGUUGUUACCUGUUUGAAUAAUAGCCUACUUAUUCCCAUGUAACCACGUGGAAUAAACAACUUCACAAAUUCGUCUUUUUAUUCAUUGCUAUAUGCUGUAAUAAAGGCGUUACACUUUUUGUUAGAACAGCCGCUGAUAUUAUUUAUUUAGUGUGUACACUGUUCCAUAUGAUCAGAAAGGAUGUAUAAUAACCCCCGAUCUUGAUAUUAGUAUGAUCAUUAUAAUAAGUGAUGUCAUUAUCAUUAGGCUUAGUAUAACAGCCUUGUAUAACCAACAUUGAGCAGUAAGGCCUAAGAGCGCAUCCUGUUUAGUCUUAUUUGUUCAUGUCAUCACACAGUGUACGAGUCAUUCGGAUUUUAAAUGCAAUGAAGCGUAUAAAAAAAAAUAUAUAUAUAUUAUAAUAAUAAAGCAACCGUUGAAUAAUUAGCCUAAACAGUAAAUAAACCGCUCUAUUGCUGCAAUUGCAUUCACAAAUGCAUGCGACUGUUUUUAGUCUUGCUGUAAAAGGCUUUACAAAAAAUACUUUCUGGUAUGCAUAUUUGGUUAGUGUUUACAUUUUUCCAAACGGUCUGAAAUGUUUGGAAUCUAACCGCACCAGUUUGGCACACAUAAUAUGCAUAUAUAUAUAUAUAUAUAUAUAUUCCUUUUCUUGAUCUCCAAGAUUUUCUACAACUAUUCAGUUAUUCCACAUAUGACUUCCCUUUUUCCUGAGCAACCAGUAAACAUUCAUGUUUUGACUUAAUUUGUCAAAUACUCUGCAUCCAUUUUGCUGUCACGUUAAGGAGUUAGUAGUUUCUAACCAAUUUAUUGAUGUGAUUAUGAUAUUGUAUAGGUCAUGCCCAAUUGGUCACGUGCAUGCUAUGCAUAGGCCUACAUGUGUCACGUAAGGAGAGCACGGGUUUAGGGAUUGUUUUAACCUAAACAUUUGGGUAACUGAACUUUUCAUUCAGAAAUAGCUCUAAUUAUGUUGCUGCUUCAGCAACACGGACGAUAAACUGUUCUGUUUGUGGUCGCUGCAGCAGGGAGGAGGACACAACAGGUGCAAGUCAAACAAACACUGUCUUAUAUUUUAUUUUUUUAGUGUGCAGCAGGUCUGAGCCCUGCCCGGCACAAAUCAAUUGUGGUCGGAGUCCCUCUAGUCAUUUGUCGGAAUUAUUUCAUCCAACAGUGUGCUUAAAGCAUCAGACAAGCUCCGUGCAUAUAGUUGAUUUGAUUAAAACACACAAUGUCUAUAUAUGGGAAAAUAUACUUUUUUUUCCCAUUUUGACCUAUUGAUUAGUCGAAAGAACAGACUACUCUCAGUCGACCUAUAUAUAUAUUUUUUGUUGGACAGACCUAGUGCAUUUCAUGCUUCAAGGUAUCAUCAAUCCUCCUGUCUUAUAUCAGUGACAUUCUCAAGCCAGUGACCAGCCAGCCAAUUAUAAAGGGUUCAGUUCACAAGGACUGUGCCAACCUCCUUGGUGUAGCAGUUUGUAUGUAAACGGUGUCUCAUGCAGCAAACUUAGUGUUGGUUAUCUUGGACUGUACGCGUCUUGUGUAGAGAACUACCAUGAGCAGUGAAAUCAGCCCUAGGGCUGUCUAGUGUGUCUGUCUGCACUGUGAUCCAUUUCCCCUCGGGAGUUUCCUCUUUGAGUGGCCAGUCUACUUCUCCGUAUCCCCUUCAGAGUGUGAUGCCAGAACUACCCUCCAGGGCCUCUACUGGAAAGGGCAAUGCCUUUUCCAAACUCGUUCUGCAAGAUCGACGUCGCAAAUGCCCAUCAUGAUGUAUAAGGUGAAAGCGUCUUCAUAGGUGCAACUCCUGACGUUUUGGGGGGUUUGCUAUAACAAUACUUUUCCAGUGUCAACCAAGUCAAGCUUACCUUGCUUUGUAACUGUUUUCAGUCCUCAUGUUUUUGCAUGAUUGGUGUCAUGGCUCUUAUGCAUUUGCCUGUUCCCUCUGGAGUUAAUAAAUGUUGCUAUAAAGUGACGUAGCCUACAUACCUAACUACAGUGGGGAGAACAAGUAUUUGAUACACUGCUGAUUCUGCAGGUUUUCCUACUUACAAAGCAUGUAGAGUUCUGUAAUUUGUAUCAUACGUUCACUUCAACUGUGAGAGACGGAAUCUAAAACAAAAAUCCAGAAAAUCACAUUGUAUGAUUUUUAAGUAAUUAAUUUGCAUUUUACUGCAUGACAUUAGUAUUUGAUACAUCAGAAAAGCAGAACUUUAAUAUUUGGUACAGAAACCUUUGUUUGCAAUUACAGAGAUCAUACGUUUCCUGUAGUUCUUGACCAGGUUUUCACACACUGCAGCAGGGAUUUUGGCCCACUCCGCCAUAUAGACCUUCUCCAGAUCCUUCGGGUUUCGGGGCUGUCGCUGGGCAAUACGGACGUUCAGCUCCCUCCAAAGAUGUUCUAUUGGGUUCAGGUCUGGAGACUGGCUAGGCAUCUCCAGGACCUUGAGAUGCUUCUUACGGAGCCACUCCUUAGUUGCCCUGGCUGUGUGUUUCGCUUCCACGACCCAUCUUCAAUGCUCUUACUGAGGGAGGGAGGUUGUUGGCGAAGAUCUCGCGAUACAUGGCCCCAUCCAUCCUCCCCUCAAUACGGUGCAGUCGUCCUGUCCCCUUUGCAGAAAAGCAUCCCCAAAGAAUGAUGUUUCCACCUCCAUGCUUCACGGUUGGGAUGGUGUUCUUGGGGUUGUACUCAUCCUACUUCCUCCAAACACGGCGAGUGAGUUUAGACCCAAAAGCUCUAUUUUUGUCUCAUCAGACCACAUGACCUUCUUUCCUCUGGAUCAUCCAGAUGGUCAUUGGCAAACUUCAGGCCUGGACAUGCGCUGGCUUGAGCAGGGGAACCUUGUGUGCGCUGCAGUAUUUUAAUCCAUGACGGCGUAGUGUGUUACUAAUGGUUUUCUAUGAGACUGUGGUCCCAGCUCUAUUCAGGACAUUGACCAGGUCCUGCCGUGUAGUUCUGGGCUGAUCCCUCACCUUCCUCAUGAUCAUUGAUGGCCCACGAGGUGAGAUCUUGCAUGGAGCCCCAGACUGAGGGUGAUUGACUGUCAUCUUGAACGUCUUCCAUUUUCUAAUAAUUGCGCCAACAGUUGUUGCCUUCUCACCAAGCUGCUUGCCUAUUCUCCUGUAGCACAUCCCAGCCUUGCGCAGGUCUACAAUUUUAUCCCUGAUGUCCUUACACAACUCUCUGGUCUUGGCCAUUGUGGAGAGUUUGGAGUCUGAGUGUGUGGACAGGCGUCUUUUAUACAGGUAGCGAGUUCAAACAGGUGCAGUUAAUACAGGUUAUGAGUGGAGAACAGGAGGGCUUCUUAAAGAAAAACUAACAGGUCUGUGAGAGCUGGAAUUCUUACUGGUUGGUAGGUGAUCAAAUACUUAUGUCAUGCAAUAAAAUGCAAAUGAAUUGCUUAAAAAUGUGAUUUUCUGGAUUUUUGUUUUAGAUUCAAUCUCUCACAGUUGAAGUGUACCUAUGGUAUAAAAAAAAAUAGACCUACAUGGUUUGUAAGUAGGAAACACUGCCGAUUUUGCAGGUUAUCAAAUACUUGUUCUCCCCACUAUGUCAAAAUUUACUUUAAGAAAAAUUGUAAUGUCUGACAUUAAUUGGCACAAGUUCUUUUAACAUUUUUAAACAUUCUGUCAUUUACAUCUAGUGCAUGCAUGUACUGUAGGUUUUGUAAUUUAAAUUCCAAAAAGCCUAAUCCACUUUCAAGUCCUCUACAUCCCUGUAGUUUAGCACUCAUAUCUACAGUUAUUUGUGUACUAGUGUCUUAGGAUACAUUUUCAAAAUUCAUAGCUUUGAGCUCAUUGUUUCUCUCUUACUGCAGGGGCCUCGAGUGAUUGUAGGAGGCUGAGGAGCUGCUCCUGGUUUAACAUAUGGUUAACUGAAUAGACUGAUGUCUGUUCAAACCUGUGCAGGGGCGCCUCUGGUCCAUCCUAAAACAAGGAUGUGGUCUAUCCUAAAGCAAGGAAAUGGAUCUGCAGAACCAGGCAGAAGUGAAGUGUGACGACGCCCCAGCAUCCAACCAGCAGAAAAGCUAGAAGUUCAACAGGAGACUUUAAAUACAAUUUUUUUAUUUUCUGCACAAAAUUGCAAUAAAAGGUUAAACUUG